AUGGCAGAGGUGGAAAUAAUUCAACCAGGUGAGGUGAGCAUGAUAUAGUAUCUCAUUAGACAUUAGUCAAUAGUCAUUAGACUCAGAGACCAAGACUCGUUACUUAAUUUACAUAAACUACUUUUAGUCUUAUAGUUUUAGGUUUUUUAUACUUAUACAUAAUACAUUUUAACGUUCACAUUCAAUAGUAACUCUUCUUAGUGAAUGUUGUUCACUUAAUAUCUAUAAUAUAUUCAUUUUAUUUAGAGUUUAAAUCCUUACUCUUAACUCUUUGGAUAACCAGAAUGAAAUUUUAAUACUAACCCAUUAAGCACCAGCGCUCUCCCCUUGACGAGUAAAAUUGUCUGGCGUUAGACAGUAAAAUCAUCUGGCGUUAGACACAGUAAAAUCAUAUGGCGUUAGACAGAGUAAAAUCAUAAAGUAGGGUGUAUCAGGGCACAAAGCGACUCAAUGGGUUAAGUGUUGAUCAAUGCCCAUUGCCCAAUUGGACCCCAUUGGUCCAUUGACCAUUGAUGCAGUACAUUGUCCUUUGCUUUAAAAGCCGGCUAGAGGCAGAGAGGCCUGACAAACGCCUGAGGGCUAUUAAGACAGGUGACCUCUUUGCCCAUUAUUCCAGUACAAUCAUAAAUAGAAUGAUCAUAAUGUGAUGACUGAUAAAUUGAUAAUUGGAACAAAUAAAUUAAUUUUUAGAACAAGCUUACUUAAAUUGAUGCUCAGAUUUGCUUUUUCUGUUGCAUAGUUUGUGUUUCUUGCAAGAAGGAAUACAGUGGCAGUCAUUUUUGCAAAGUUUGCAAGAAAGCUUACCAUGCUAUUCCACCUUGCUCAACAUCAACUGAUGAAGAUGAAGAAGGAUUAGGUGCAUCAGUGCUAUGUACAAGUUGUGCACAGACUGGCAAAGAGGCUGAGGCUCGACCAAAGGCAAAGCAGCACCCGAGGUCAAGGAUUUCAGAAGAAGGAAAAGCAAUAAUACUGAACUGUCUGGUGCCACUGUAGGUAGUGCCAACAAUAUGAACAAACUUUCAUUGGUUAGGGAUGCAAUUACAUGAAAAAAUUUAUCACAGCAUAUAAGCAUAUUGCAAUGAAUAAUAAUAGGGAGGUAAUUAAGCUUCACGUUUGCAGGAACGGCAAACAACAAGACCGAUUUUCCUUGGCAUAAUUUUUGUUCGAUUUUUGCGUGUCAUAUUUUCUUUCAUAUGACACAAGAAUAGUUAAGCAGUCUAGUUAUAAAACAACAAGCCGAUUUACUUUUAUUGCUUUAUAUAUAGCAUAAAUUUUUUCUUUGCCUGACAUUUGUUGUUAAACAUGAAGCUUAAGCUCUCUAAUACCACAGCAAUUAUCAUGUUUUCUUUAAUAAUUAAAACAAUUUUUCUCUAUAAAAAUGUUCAUUAUAGAAUCUGAGUUCACCAGUUUCUUUAAUCAAGCUGGUAGACAUAAAACAACGUCAGCACCUUUGGCAAAGCGAGCAAAGAGUGGGCACGAGAAAACACCAAUGGGCUUUUGCUUGCUUUGUUUUAAGGAGGGGAAAGCAAAAUUCUGGUUGGCAAGAGGAAACCCAUCCUCUCUUUCUACCCACCUUGCAAAAGCCCAAAGGACGACACUUAAUGAUGCAGUGUCAGAAGGAUCACCUCUUGCUGCGGAGGCAAAGAAAGCCUACCAGCGUCAGUGUGCGGCAAGGUCAUCUGCGUAA
Molecule: messenger RNA, 1687 nt
Organism: Paramuricea clavata
Lineage: Eukaryota; Metazoa; Cnidaria; Anthozoa; Malacalcyonacea; Plexauridae
Source: the annotation of a GenBank genome assembly